GAUUUGCAGGUAGUGUUGUCAGAUGAAGGAGAGCAUGACAGAAGAGGAGGACUAUAUGUCGGAUUCCUUCAUUAAUGUUCAAGAAGAUGUCAGACCCGGUGUGCCGAUGCUGAGGCAGAUCCGAGAAGCCCGUCGGAAAGAAGAAAAGCAACAGCAAGCUAAUCUGAGAAACAGGCAGAAGAGCGUAAAAGAAGAAGAGCGGGAAAGACGUGACAUCGGGUUGAAGAAUGCACUCGGCUGUGAAAACAAAGGGUUCGCUCUGCUCCAAAAGAUGGGAUACAAGAGUGGGCAGGCUCUAGGCAAGAGCGGAGAUGGUAUUGUUGAACCAAUUCCUCUCAAUGUCAAAACAGGAAAAAGUGGCAUAGGUCACGAGUCAUCAUUAAAACGGAAAGCGGAGGAGAGGCUGGAAAACUACAGGAGAAAAAUUCACAUGAAAAACCAAAAUGAAGCAAAGGCNGCCGAGGAGUUUCGGAUGCGACUGAAGAGUAAGCAGGACGAAAUGAGGCUCGAAGGAGACCUGAGAAGAAGCCAGCGAGCUUGCCAGCAGCUGGAUGCCCAGAAGAAUAUUCAGGUUCCCAGGGAGGCAUGGUACUGGUUGAGGCCUGAAGAGGAGACUGAGGAGGAGGAAGAGGAAGAGGAAGAGGAAGAACAGGAUGAAGAUGAGUGCCCGAGUGAAGAUUUGAGUGUGCUAGAAAAACUGCAGAUCCUCACUGGCUACUUAAGAGAAGAACAUCUGUAUUGCAUUUGGUGCGGGACAGCCUAUGAAGAUAAAGAAGACCUGUCUUCGAAUUGCCCAGGACCAACCUCUGCGGAUCACGACUGAGAUUGUUCCCGACAAAGGAAAAUUAUUUAUGUGAGCGGGGAAAGAAGGCCUUUGUAUAGCACUUCAUUCUUUUAGAAAUGUGUUCUUUGGAUAAAAUUGCUCACUGAUUUAGAAAAAUGUUACUGUUACUUCCAAAUACAAGUAUCAUAGACAUGAACAAUUACAAGUUAUGUGGUAUUGUGACGCUUGUAGAGUUUAAGGGUACCAACAGGUUACAUACUCAGUUCCCUCCUUACUUUGGAUAAAUUGAGAAGAUAGGAAUCAGGAAGAAGCCAGUUGUCCGCUUUAGGCCUUGCGAUGCACCUUUAUGGUAGAGGGCCUGCCUAGCCUGUGCAGGACAGAAUCCUGAGUUUAGCCACCAGCACAAGCUAAGCUCAUUGGCUUGAAGCUGGAAUCCAGAACAAGGCCAGCUCUUUCUAACCAGACUACCUAAUAGUAAUUCGGAGAAAUGGCAUGCCCAGCCUCUGCUGUGGAGCCUGCUUUGCGUUCUAGAACUGGUGUCUUGAAGUAGUUUUAUCCUGGUUUGUCUUUCAACAUAGCUGCUGAGAACAACGGGUAGCAUUUUCUAGGCAACUAGUUCUCUGGAGUAGAGAGCACACCACUGGCUGAGUAGUCUGUCAGAUUAAAACACUUCUCUGUUGGAAAGGAAGGAAGGAAGAGUCAGAAGAUUCCAUACUUCUGGGUCAUGUCCAGGGUCAGACAGACCUCAAAGUCAUGGGCGUUUUUCCAAGUGUGCAUGCUCAAGGAUCCCCUCUAGUGGACCCAUCUGAACUGGUCUCAGUAAUUAAAUACCCACUUUUUAAACUCCAAGAGUAUGUGGCAGCAUGCAUUGCUUUCUGAAACACCACACCAUCACAAGGGAAAACAUUCCAGAGGAGUGCCUGAAGAAACGCAAAGUGGUCAGCACAGUGCAGCCUGGAGCAGCAGGAGGACUAGAGAGAGCCAACUUACCCUAGGUUACCAGGCAACAUCCCAGUGGCACUACACUAUGCUGUGGGUGACCAGGUGACAUCCCAGUGGCACUACACUCUGCUCUGGGUGACCAGGCGACAUCCCAGUGGCACUACACUANGCUUUGGUUCUGAAGGAUGGACAGGUCUUGGGUAUGCAGAGCUCUGAGGAGGCAGCUGCUCUNUGACUCAGCAGUUCUAAGCAUAGAAAAUGGACCCCUACAAGUCUGNUUUUCUGCUUUCGGUAAUCUUAUUCAUAGAUGUCAAAAAGUAUAAACCACCCAAAUGUCUAUAGAACAGGUAUGUAAGGUACAUACUCAUACAACAGGACCCUAUUUGGCUGCACAAGAGGAAUGCAUUACUGAGACCUGCUACGUGGAUGAAAUUUGGAAGCUGAUGAUUUGUUUAAGUUGAGAGGAAUUUCAAAUACAGACAGUGGGAAAGAAUAUAAGUGCUAGAACAUGUUCAGGUGAACCUGAGCAGGUCUGUGUAGCUGUGCCUUAAUCUGGUAACACCAAGCACAGGACUCACGAUGGCAACCACUGGCGCACAUGGCUGCCAAAUCUCAUUUCUGACCUCCAGACCCUCAGUAAGUGACUAAACUGUAAAUGACCCAGUCUGUGGUAAAAUAUUGCAACUAUGGGAAAUUAAAAUACACCACAACUAAAUUAAUAUUAGCCGGGCUCCACAUACUGUGGAGACAUUUUGUUUGCACAACAGUGCUGCUACAGUUAGGAUUAAAGUCAGUGCUGGUAUAACUGUACCCAUCUAAACCAUGGGGACACCAUGAGCCACUUCCCGGGUAUGACAUUCCACAGACAUAUGACUACUUCCUCGAGCAAAUGUUGAGAGUAAAGAAAACACAGGGAGUAUGCUCUCAAGAAACNNUCUUCUUCNUCUGAUGUGUNUGAAGACAGCAACAGUGUACUUAAUUAUAAUAAUAAACAUAUCUUCUGGCCUGAGUGAGCAGAGUUGACCGAAGCGAGCGUGGUGGGGCCGACCAGAGCAGGGUUGACUAGAGCAAGCAAAAGUCCUAAAAAUUCAAUUCCCAACAACCACAUGGAAGGCUCACAACCAUCUGUACAGCUACAGUGUACUCAUAUACAUAAAUCUUUAAAAAAAAAAAAAAGAUGACAGCCUAAAUAUUUAUGGCUACAACUGAGGAGCUCAGCAUAACUAAGGUAAAAUAUUAUUUGUUAAGGCUGCACAAUGAUACAUACAGACUCACUCUUNUGUGUUUGAAGAUGAAAAUUGUGAGAAUUAAUAUUGAACAAAAAUACUCCUUACAAUAAAAUGUUAAUGUGCCUCGAGUUCUGGUGACCAUUCAAGUAGGAAUGUUUGUUAUGUCUCUGACUAGUGAGUCUGCAGAUGGUGAAGACUUGAAGAAGCUGACAUGCAGAUAUGCAUGUAGCUGUGUACACAAGGUACACUGAAUGGGCANGCAGCCCGUGCAGCUGCAUAAGACCAUGCAACUGUCCCACACUUAGCCUCUGAAAAGUUACCUUACAUUGCAUUUUAAACUGGGUCCCACCAUUAUGCAACCAACCGUACAUGUAUAUAAUAACACAUAGAUAUAUGUCUGUAUGGAUAGAUUAUGUAUGAAUAUAUCUUAUAUAAAGUUAUAUUACAUCUACAUGUAUGUGUUUGUGACAUAUGUGUGUUUAAUAGAAGUGAUAUAUUUACUCUGAUAAAAAUUUCCUAGUGAAGCCACCAGGUAAAAAAGUUUCUUUCAAAAGUGUCCCUGGAAUUAGUAAGUGAGGCUCUACUCUGCCCUGCUGUUGCCCUGAUUGAGAUUCUUGGGAUUUCCGGGUUUGGAGGCUGAGAAAAUAUAUCCUUAGAAGUAAAUAAAAAUGCCAAAAAGAUAAUAUACAUAUUUCAUAAUGUAAAAAUACCAGUAAGAGAAGGGUAAAAUGUUAUACUCUCCCUGACCAUAUUAUUUUGGUAUUCCUCUUAAAUGGAGGAAUUUGUUCAUUAAAGCUAGCUAAUAUUAGUCUGUUUUCAAAGAAAUUUCUUUCUACCUAGANAAUUUGAAAAAUGUAGACCAAAUCCUUAUGUAUCUUCAUUUCUAUGUGGCAGUGGCUAACAUCGCCCACAGCUGCUCUCUCUUUCUUCUCUCUCUGUAACUCCAGCUCCAGGGCAUCUGAUGCCCGGUUUUGGCCUGGGCUGUCACUACGCUCACAUACAAAGACAUGGACAUGCAAAUAAAAUAAAUAUUUUUUUUAAAGAA
Molecule: messenger RNA, 4000 nt
Organism: Mus caroli (Ryukyu mouse)
Lineage: Eukaryota; Metazoa; Chordata; Mammalia; Rodentia; Muridae
Source: RefSeq, a predicted model, not a curated record